Dendronephthya gigantea is the source of this 1191-nucleotide messenger RNA. Its product is annotated as 2-acylglycerol O-acyltransferase 2-A-like. The coding region runs from base 72 to 1085 and encodes 337 amino acids. The transcript has 5 exons. Gene Ontology annotation, molecular function: diacylglycerol O-acyltransferase activity. Gene Ontology annotation, biological process: triglyceride biosynthetic process. Lineage: Eukaryota; Metazoa; Cnidaria; Anthozoa; Malacalcyonacea; Nephtheidae. Gene Ontology annotation, cellular component: endoplasmic reticulum membrane. The record is from RefSeq and is a predicted model, not a curated record.
CGAAAUGUCUCACUGGAAGGAUAUCAGAUAUCUCACAAUAACAAGACUAGUUAAACUACCCUUGAACGACCAUGGCUUGGAUUGAUUUUGCUCCUUUGCGUAUACCACUUCAUCGGCGUAUUGAGACAACGGCGGUUAUUCUCUUUUAUUACUCAUUUUAUUUUGGAGCCCUUGUUGGUACAUGUAUUAUCAUAGGUUUGUUUUUCACCUCGUAUUAUCCACUUGCAUUAUUGUACCUUACCUGGGCUUACAUCUUUGAUUCGGGAACUCCAAGCCACGGCGGACGUCGAGUAGAAUUUGUUCGUCGUUUACGACUGUGGAAAUAUUUUCGGGACUAUUUUCCAAUCAAGCUGGUCAAGACAGCGGAGCUGAAUCCAGAGAAAAAUUAUAUUUUUGGGUAUCAUCCCCAUGGCAUACUCUGUGCGGGCGCGUUCUGCAAUUUUUCGACAGAGGCAACCGAUUUUUCGACUGUCUUUCCUGGUAUUGUUCCUCAUUUGCUGCCACUUAUGGCUCUAUUCAGACCGCCAUUAUUCCGAGAUUACAUUAUGUUAUCGGGCAUGUGUGACGUCACGCGUGAAAGCUGUGAAUAUAUAUUGACAAAGAAAGGCGCCGGAAACUCUGUCGUAAUCGCCGUUGGUGGAGCGAUCGAGGCCUUGGAUGCACAUCCUGGAAAUUUCAUUUUAACAUUGAAAAAGCGGAAAGGAUUUAUUAAACUUGCACUUCAAACAGGAUCAUCUCUCGUCCCUGUAUUUUCUUUUGGAGAGAAUGACAUUUUCAAACAGGUCAGUAAUCCCCGAGGAUCUCGUCUGCGAGAGAUACAAACGAAAAUUCAAAACACUAUUGCGUUUGCUCCAGUCCUGUUUUAUGGUCGAGGAAUAUUUCAAUACAGUUUUGGUUUACUGCCACACAGUAAACCAAUACACACAGUUGUUGGUGCUCCAGUUGAAGUCGAGAAGAAUUUGUCGCCAGGUCAAGAAGAAUUGGAUGAAUUACACAAGAGAUAUAUCGAUGCAUUGGUUCAGCUUUUUGAGGAGAACAAGGAAAAAUAUGGCGUUCCAAAAGAAACCAAGUUACAGUUUGUUUGAAUGUGUAAUUUGAGCGCAAGGUUGAACUGACCAGUGUUUGCUAUCUGAUACCAUCCCACUGUAGUUUACCAUAAAUUAUGAAUUUGAUCAAAGAAGCAUGUUAUAU